Molecule: messenger RNA, 1215 nt
Organism: Mesorhabditis belari
Lineage: Eukaryota; Metazoa; Nematoda; Chromadorea; Rhabditida; Rhabditidae
Source: the annotation of a GenBank genome assembly
AUGUUUCCCUUAUCAAAAAUUUCACCGAAAAACCUCGAUUCAAUUCUGGAAAAAAUUCAACCCGACGAUUUGCUCAACUUUCUGAAAGUCAACAAAACACUGCGAAAUCGUGUUCUUCAUUUUGGUCCAUUGCCAAGGAAUCUCGAGUCUUUACAACUCUAUCAAAUUGAGGGAAAAGAAACAAAUGGAAAUGAAGAUCAUUCUCGAGCUUUGGCCACUUUCAAAGCUCACUCAAAAACCAAUUAUUUCACUUUCUCGAUAUGGCCAAACUUUGAUUUUACAGUUACUUCGAAAUUUCGACUUUGUUACCGAAUUCGAUUGAAAAAUGUGACAAAUGGAGUGAAUAUCGUUUGCCGAUUCAUCCGUGCUUGUGCCAAAGUGUCUUUGCGUUUUCACAACGACAAUGUUUCAACAACGAUCACUGAUUGCUUAUCAAAUUUGCAUUUUGUCGAGAAUUUGCACCUAUCAACGUGCAAUGAAUAUUUAACCGAUUUAUCGAAUUCUCUCCCACAAGCCACCAAUCAACUAAUCCUAGAAGUUGCUGAAACCGAUGAAACUGAUGAUUUCUCAGCACUUCGGCUUUUAGAACACGCGAAAACGCUGGUCAUCAAUCAAAGAUUGCGACUUUUAUGGGAAAGAUUGCAAAAAACUUAUAUUGAGGAUAUUUUGAAUCACGGUUGUUUCUCAGAUUUUUGGGAAACGGUGAAACGAUGUCUUACCGAGGGAAUCCCGAGUGCCGCUGAGAAAUCGACCCUUCUUCUCUCGCAUCGUGGAGGUGGAAGUCAUCGAGUUUAUUUAAAAGAAUUCGAUGAAAUGCUCCUUCAACUCAAGAAUUUCCCGGAGCUUCAAACGCUGACGGCUCGCUCCGAGAAGACACGAUGGAUUUCGAAGUUGUUCACCGGCAAAUAUGGAAAGUUCACAGAUAGCCGAUCACUUAAAAAAGAUGUGCGCCCGAAUCACUUCUUUCGGCGAAAAGUUGGCGACACAAUGGAGAAUGUGAUGAUGAUGAGUUUUGAAUGCUAUUCACUCUAUGAACCUGACGGCCGAGUGAGCGAUUAUCGGAAGAUUGACAUCAAGAUCUUCAUUGCAACGAUUCGAGCUGAAGGACCCGAGGCGUGCUCUCGUAAACAAAUCUUCGAUCAUCAGCCGUGCGCUCCAUCAAAUCAUUUACCACCUAUUCCCGUUGUUACCCAAGGUGGAGAUGAUUCAAAGAAU